Molecule: messenger RNA, 5852 nt
Organism: Rhineura floridana
Lineage: Eukaryota; Metazoa; Chordata; Lepidosauria; Squamata; Rhineuridae
Product: protein N-terminal asparagine amidohydrolase-like
Exons: 8
Coding region: 95-685 (196 amino acids)
Biological process (GO): ubiquitin-dependent protein catabolic process
Cellular component (GO): nucleus
Molecular function (GO): protein-N-terminal asparagine amidohydrolase activity
Source: RefSeq, a predicted model, not a curated record
CUGAGCUCAGCUGAUAGCUCUCAGGAGGAAGUCCUCGUUCCCUCUUGCAGCUGCAACAGCCGACGACGCCUCCCGAGCGGGCGCUUCCGAAGCGAUGCCUUUGCUGAUUAAUGGGGAGCGGAUCGAUCUGUCGCAGCCCACGAGGGAGCUGAUCUAUACCUUCCCGGAGCUGGAGGAGCAAGCCAAAUGCUUAAGAAGCCAAGCUGCUCAGUCAGUGGGUCCCAAAGGACUUCUGUAUGUCCAGCAAAGAGAAUUUGCAGCCACCACUCCUAAAGAUGGUUCUGUAUCCAUACUUGGAUCUGACGAUGCAACGACCUGCCACUUAGUGGUACUCAGACACACAGGUAGCGGUGCUAUCUGUUUGACUCACUGUGAUGGAUCGGAUACAGAAACAGAAGUUUUGUUAAUCACAAAUGCCAUGAAAGUGCUUUCUCCAAACACAGAAUGUGGAAGGUUGGAAGUGCACCUGGUUGGAGGUUUCAAUGAUGACAGGCACUUGUCCCAGCAACUGACCAAUCAACUCCUUAGAGCAUUUGACCGCUUGCAGGACAGCAUCCAUUUGGUGACUUUUUGUGUGACAGAAUUAAAUGACCGACAGGAGAAAGGCGAACACUUUCCAUUUAUUUAUGGAAUUGGGCGGGGCUGGCCAAAGCAGAAAGAAGCAAUAUCGGAAAGAGAAUUUUAAAAAACUGUUUGGUGCACAGGUUCUUAUAUUCUCCUUCUUAACCUCAGAAACUGUCACAGCUACUGGUCUUUUAAAAAAGUCCCAAAAGGAGAAUUUUAAACAACACAUCAUCACCACCUCAUAAAACAGUAAAGCUCUCAAAACAUAUAUACAGUGUGACAAAUAGAUGCAAGUCUUGGUUGUAAGAAUGACACAACAGUGUAAUAAUACUGUUGUAAAUUAACAUGGUUUAAUGGUUCAAUUUGCAACAUAAUUUAGGAAACAUAUUGUCAGUAACUAUGGGAAACCUGAUUUACAUCAAUGAUUUAACUUGGCCUUUUCCCCUGCUGCCCUAAAUCAAUCUGUCCUGCUUGCUAGGACUUUUUGUGGGACAACAUUCAAACACGUAUCCCAUAUCUUUUAAAUAAAUGUUUUUAAAGAUGUUUUAAUAUAUGUUAAAGUCUGUUUUUAUGAUGCUUUAAAGUGUUUUUAGCUCUUCUGUUUGCUGCCCUGGGCUCCUACGGGGAGGAAGGGCAGGAUAAAUCAAAUAAUAAAUAAAUAAAUGUUCAUUACCGCUCAUUCUGCCAAGUACAUAGAUGAGCCAACAAUUAAGCAUAAUUGAAAUGUUUUCAAUCAAGGCCUAGCAACUACUCCUUAAUGUUUCAAGUCAUGACAGUAUGUACUUAGAUAAUCCCUCCCCCGCAUUACUUCUGCCCUUAUCUAUAGUCACAAUAAAUCUAGAGCGGUACUCUUAAUAAACCUUUUCCCUCAAUGAAGGCAUGUUACCUAUUUAGAAGUCUCUGGUCAUUAAACACUCUCCCCCAGGCUAAUACGCCAUAGUUGCCCUGAUACUGCAGAGGUGGAGGAAAGAAAGGUCAGGGGCCUGCAUGUGGCCGGGGGACCCAGACCCACUGGGUGUGUGCACCUCUUGCCUGCCAGAAAAACCUUGUGGCAAGGGGAAUGCCAACCUGGCCUCAUACAUGGGCCAGAGGAGGAGGAGCUGGAGGAAGCUCUCUCCUUCCUUCCCCCCUCCCUGUCAGAAAGAACACUCAGCUCCAACUGCCAGUUGCCUUGGCAUUGUGGAAGCAAAACGGGAGGGGGGGGGAGAGAGAAGCCUCACCCAUCAGCCAAAGGCACAGUAGCCCCCGACUGCUAUUCAAGCACAAAUGCCAGCGAGGGAAGAUCAGCCUAGCCCCAACUGGGUAUGAAAUGCCCUCUUAUAUACAGUGCCUUGCAAAAAUAAUCAGACCCCUGACCAAUGCUCUCAUAUUACUGAAUUACAAAUGGUACAUUGUAAUUUCGUUCUGUAUGAUAUUUUAUUUUGAAACACUGAAACUCAAAAUCCAUGGUUGUAAGGUGACAUUGGUUUUAUGGUGGGAAAUGUUUGUAAGAACCACGUUGCUUGUAUAAGUAUUCCACCCCUGGUCUAUGGGAGCUCCCAGUUUACACAGAUGAAAGAAACUGCCCUAUCGAGGACAGUUACCUUACCAUUGACCUCCACCUGUGAACCAUUAAAGUUGCUGUCACAUUGUCGGGAUAAAACCCCCACUAUUGAAGGAUCAUUGGUCAGGCUGUGGAUCUGAAGGAAAAUGAAGACCAAAGAGCAUUCUACAGAAGUGAGACAGAAUGUAAUACAAAUGCAUAGAUCAGGAAAAGGGUACAAAAUAAUAUCCAAGUAUUUGGAUAUUCCAGUGAGCACAGUUGGAUCAAUAAUUAAGAAGUGGAAGCUGAAUCACACCAUCCAUGCACUGCCAAGAAAAGGCCAUCCCUCAAAACCCAGUGCUUGAACAAAGAGACUUGUGAGAGAAGCCACAGAGAGGCCAACAAUCACUUUGAAGGAGCUACAGCGUUCAGUGGCCAGGAGUGGAGUAAUGGUGCACCAGUCAACCAUAUCAAGAGCUCUGCAUAACAUUGGCCUGUAUGGGAGAGUGGCAAGAAAGAAGCUGUUACUCAAAAAGUACCGCCUGAAAGCACAUCUGGAGUUUGCCAGAAAGCAUGAGAGUGCCCCAGAUGCAAUGUGGAAAAGGUUUUGGGGUCAGAUGAGACAAAGAUAGAGCUUUUUGGCCAACACUCAAAGCGCUAUGUGUGGCGUAAACCUAACACUGCUUAUGCCUCAAGACACACCAUCCUUAUAGUGAAGUGUGGUGGCAGCAUCAUGCUGUGGAGAUGCUUCUCAUCAGCAGGGACUAGGCAUCUUGUUAAAAUGGAAGGAAGAAUGGAUGGAGCAAAAUACAGGGAAAUACUGUGAGAACCUGCUUCAGUCCACUAAAAAACUGAAGCUUGGGAGGAAAUUCAUUUUUCAGCAGGACAAUGAUCCCAAGCACAAGGCCAAAGCAACAUUGGAGUGGCUCAAGAACAAAAAGGUGAAUGUCCUGCAGUGGCCCAGUCAAAGUCCUGAUCUCAAUUCUACUGAGAAUCUGGGGCGCUCUUUGAAAAAUUGCAGUCCACAAGCGACAUCCAACCAACCUGAAUGACCUGGAGUGAAUCUGCCAAGACGAAUGGGCUCUGACACUGUGUGCAAAGCUGGUACAUAUCUACCCCAAAAGACUUAAAGCUGUUAUUGCAGUAAAAGGUGACUCUACCAAAGAUGAAUGUGUGUAUCCGACCAUAUUUUCCAAGUAAAAAUGAUAGCUGAAACUUUUACAUUUUUUUUAAAAGUACUUGAUUUUUAUCCAUCUUCCGCCAACUGAGUGGCCCAAGUGCUGUCAGUUAAAAAAGAUCCCUCCACUGCAUUGCUACAGAAAUUAGAGAUGACUAUGACUGUAAUAUCUUACCUGACAACAACUUCAUUUGUAGAGCUCAGUUCCACCACCAACACAGAUGGUGAUGUUUCUGCUGGGAUAAUUAAAGGGGGCACGGUUAUGUUCUCCAAAUACUCCUCUUGGGACUCCUGCUUGAUCACAGUGGGCUGUUGCUCAGUUGGUUGUCUUAGUUCUUCAUGUAUCCGGAUUUUGCCAGUAACAUUCUGGUUCUCAUCAGUGUGCCGUUUUGACUUUGCAUAAAGGAUUGCCUUUUUUGGGUUAUCAGAUAUAUAAUCCACCGAACAUAUAUCCGAGAGACAGUCAAGACUGUUCAAAAUAUCCUUAGGUAAUGGUGCUUUGUACAUGUCUUCAUACACUUUUGGGAGAGUGUUAGCCCAAAGGCCAUUGGAAUAUUUUAACAAGAUGGUGGCAAUUUUCUGCUUGAAGUCCUCCUGGAGCGCAGCUGCUUUGGUUGCUUCUUUGACCUCUGCUUUAAUCUCUGCUUUGACCUCUGCAGUCUGUCUUACUAAUGGGGACUGAAGGCUUCCUCCUUGGCUUGGGACAUCCUUGUCAGCUCUACACUGCAUCAGCAGUGUCGGGGGGGGGGCUGGAAAUUCCUGGGUCUUUGGCAGGGAAGGGAAGUCCUUAGCCAGCAGUCGGGUUGUAAAUCUGCCAGGCCUAUCCGAAGCGUACUUGCCGAGUCAGAAGUCCAGAAGCGAGGUCAGUGGAGGUCCAGGAUCAAUUGCCAAGGAGGUCAGUCAAAGAGAUGCUGCAGGGAAACUAGGUCUACACAAAGCCACGUCUGACGUUGCAGUCAGCAACAAGCUGCAGCCAAGGUGUGCCUUAUAAAGAGCAGGAUGGACAGCAGGUGUGAGCCCUCAGCGUUUGGGCCUUAAGGAGACAGGCCUGCCUCUCUUCUGCCUGACCUUCUGCUGUCUCCGUUCUGCAGGUGAGGGGGGAGUAUCCUGUUCACUGUCUGUGUCUGGCUGCAGGGCCUCUGCUGUCCCUGGGGUGCUCUGCAGCUGAGGGGCAGAAGGAGCUGGAUUCUCAGGAGGCUCCUCCGUGUCUCCUGCUGCUCCUGGGUCUGCUGCUGUUACUCCCGAGUCGUCCUCAUCUGAGGAGUCCUCUGACGGGGCCAUGACACUCUGCCCUGAAUUCCUUCGAAAAUAGGGCGGGGUAUAAAUAUUUAAAAUAAAAUAAAUAAAUAAAAUGCCUGCGUCAGUCUUGAAACACUGAAUUGAAACGCAUCAAAAACAGCUAUUCCCCCCACCAAGAAAAAUGGAAAUUUAGGGGGAAACUGGUUUAAGCAAAUAAUGCACACCAAACUUAAACAUAAUUUAAGACCUUAAAAUAUAUUGUGUAUAAUUUAGCAUUUAUUAAGUUAUGAUCAAUGCUUCCAAUAGUUGCACAUAUCUCCAGUGCCUGAGGUGAACCAGAGAUGCUGCACCCUGAGAUAUCCAAGUAUCUUUCUUGUUCUCAAUUGGAAAAACAGAAACAAAACAUUUCAUCAAUACUGCUUCAAAACAAAGGAAUGUUUUAUUAUCUGGGUUUAGAAGUGGUAUGUAGUCUGCAGCAUCACUGCAGAGAUAAAAGAAAUGUGUGGUCAGAAAAGUUUCUAGAAAUAUCAUAUAAUGCAAUUACAGUAAGUUUGAUAUUGAUAGGUCAUUCAUUUACACACAACAAGACCACAGCCUAUGCCUACAUAAUUGGACCCAACUCCAGUGGAAGUCACUGUCUGGACACAUUUCUGUCUAACUUGAGGUCUGGUUUUGCACUAGAAACAGCCUUAGUCAUGGGGGAUCUUCGUCAGGAACUAGACAGGAAGAAUACAUCCUUGUCGGUUCUGCUCAGCAGGUUUCAAUGCCAUCCACCAUAGUAACCCUCUGGGCCACAGGGACUGUUUUGUGGUGGCUCCAGUCCUUCCUUAUGGGUAGGUCUCAGAAAGUGAUGAUGGGCAACUUGUACUUGACCCCUGGGUUUGGGUCUACAGGUUCAAGAGAUUUUGUCCCCUAUGUUUUUCAGCUUCACCACAAAACUACUGGAAAAGCUCAUCAAAGAUUGGGAGUAGGUUUUCAUCUGUUCUUCUCCUUGUCGUCAUAUUCUGGGGAAAAUGUGGGGGUUCGAAAUCCGUGUUUGGAGUCAGUGAUAGGCUGGAUGAGGGCAAACAAUCUAAAAUUAAAUUGAGACAAGACAGAUGUGCUGUUGUCCUAGAGGCCUACAGGUCAAGCGAUAGGAUGUCACUCCCUUUAAAAGACUAGGAGUAAUCUUCUUUGUUAUCUUUUCAGCGCCAGGUAAAGACCUACCUCUUUGCCCAGGCAUUUUAAAUUUAAUUUUCAUUUAUUUUAAUUUUAAUCUUUUGUCUUAAUUUUGUUUUUAAAAAUGUUUUCUAUUGUACUGUACUCAUACCCACAUGUAUUUUAAUCUGUUUUUACCCUGUUGCACACCGC